Molecule: messenger RNA, 2361 nt
Organism: Stereum hirsutum FP-91666 SS1
Lineage: Eukaryota; Fungi; Basidiomycota; Agaricomycetes; Russulales; Stereaceae
Exons: 11
Coding region: 1-2361 (786 amino acids)
Source: RefSeq, a predicted model, not a curated record
AUGGCUGACCCCAACUUCGACCCCGAAGCAGAGCUCCUCCCACGACGCUCAGACUCAGCUGGACUCGGGGCAGAUCAAGCACUGGCAGGCGACCAUAGCGUGCGCACAGCACCUGUGUUUACGAGCGAGGCGCUGGCUGUUCUUGGUGAGGGGGUGAUGCCGCAGCGUGCGGUUUAUGGGAGUGUUUUGUCUGCGCAUGGAGGAGGAGGAACUGGAGGAGGAGCAGGAGCAGGAGGAUUGAAUGACGAGGAAACGAUGAAGGGGAAGGAAGGGAGUAGGCUGUACAUGAAUACGAAUGCGCCGUUUAGUGCGGUUGUUUGUGGGCUUCAGGGCUCGGGCAAGAGUCAUUCGACGUCCGUGCUCCUCGAAGGCUGUCUUAUUCAGGACCCGCGUCUCGGCACACUUCCUGCGCCUUUAUGCGGUCUUCUGUUUCAUUUUGAUUCGGCUGCCGGGAGUGGGUAUGUCCAGCCUUGCGAGGCUGCGUAUCUUGCUUCGAUGGAUGCCGUCCGCGGGGGAAAGGCGAUCGCGCCGGAGGUGACGGUGCUCGUCAUGCCUAAUAGAGUUGAAGCGAUGAAGCACGUCUAUGCGAAGCUUCCUGGAGUUAGGGUCGAGGCGCUGCGUUUUGCGUCUGGAGAUAUUAGUGGGGAACGGUUGUUGGCGAUGAUGAAAGUGGACGAGAAUAAUCAAAUGCCGCUCUAUAUGGAGCUCAUCCUCACUCUCUUGCGAGACAUGGAAGUUUUCGAUUAUAAUCAGUUCAGAGUGGCGCUCGCGCAGCAGAGAUUGAAUGGGUCACAGAAGUCGAUGCUUAACCUUCGUCUUGCGUUGCUUGACUCGUGUCUGAAAGGCGGGGACGAGAGUAAUUGCGUCACGAGGUAUUUCAAGCAGGGGGCGUUGACGAUCGUGGACCUUUCAUCACCUUUUAUAGACUCGUCGUCAGCAUGCGGGUUCUUCGACAUCAUACUCAGUUUGUUUGUCGAGGCUGAGGUUAAGACCGGGAAGAUAAUAGUGCUGGACGAAGCUCACAAGUACCUCAGUGACACGGGCCACUCGUCAAAGCUUACCGAGUCCCUCCUCAGCAUCAUCCGCCAACAAAGACACCUGAAUGCCCGCGUAGUCAUAUCCACACAGGAACCGACCGUCGUCCCUUCGAAGUUCCUCGAGCUUAGCUCGUUCAUCAUCGCGCACCGCUUCUCAUCGCCGAAAUGGCUCCAGCAUCUGGCGGAACAUGUUUCGGCUGCUCAGGGCGUGAAGGACGAGAUAUUUGAGAAGAUUAUUGACCUUCAGACGGGCGAAGGCAUCAUGUUUGCACCAUCCGGCCUCGGGGUGAAGUCAGAUUCCUCGAGCACUGGCAGAAAGGUGGUGGCGCCUUUCGGACAAGGCUACCUUGUGGUCCAUUCUCGACAGCGAAUCACACGCGAUGGUGGCCAUUCUCUUCUUGCGGUCCACGACACAUCUACGCAGACCCGAAUCGGCCGUGUCGCGGCACUGAGGGUCGUCCAGCAGAACACGGGCGUAGACUCCUCUCAGGAGAUACAGCCAUAUCACGCAGGGAGCUCCAAUGUGGACACUGCCAGUCUGAGAGAAGACGCAUAUACUCGCUUUGUGCGCGUAGCUGCACAGAGGGUUGUCCGGCAGAACCUGUUCGCAGAGUCAUCCCAAGGGAUACCGCCGUAUAACGAAGGCAGCUCCAGCGUGAACACUGCUGGUCUGAGAGAAGACACGCAUACUCACUUUGGGCGUGUAGCUGCACCGAAGGCCGUUCACCAGAACCUAUUCGUAGAGUCGUCCCAAGAGAUACCGCCGUAUCACGCAGGGAACUCCAGCGUGAACACUGCCGGUCUGAAAGAGGUGGAUUUCUUCGCGAUGGGUGACCUCAGGCGUAGCUUGACCGACAGUUUUAGGGAAUAUCCUGGAGGGUCUUUCUCUGCAGGUCACGCUAAUCAUGUGUCCCAGAGCGAAAUCGUCGAUGCCUCGGAUCCACCUUUGCCAAGUGCAGAACCAUCACAGCCCAGCUCCGCUGAUGUUGUUCUAGUUCCGGUCACGUCCGUCGACCAGAUCGUCAGCAAAAAAGCCUUGAAAGACUCUGCCGCUCGCCUACCGACGAACACACUCUUGGAAUACGACAUCCAUGUCCCCAUCAUUCUCGUCAUCCUCAAAGAACUUCGGGAACAGGGGAUCUUCCUCGUCUCAUACGGCAAGUUCAAAAAGUAUCUCAAGGCGCGAUGUGGCUACUUGGAAACGACGAACGCUGUAGUUUUAAAGAAAUUUUUAGUAGAAGCGUCAAAGGAAGGGGAGUUUCUGUUUCUACGGAACGGUACGACUUAUCUGAAGCUACCUGAUCAGGAAGAGAGGCGUACUUAA